UUUGCAGCGCACAGCCAUUACGAGAAAAAGAAAAGGUGAUGUUUCUGCUCUGGAGCGCGUUAUGUACGAAUAUUUUAAUAGUAUUCGCGAAGACUAAGAUCAAAACAUUUGACUGAGAACAUCUCCUUGACUGUCACCUUCUGCGCUCCUCGGGAUCCGACCUUCAUCAUCACCAUCAGUGUGUGUUUACAUCUGGACGUAUUUGAUAUAACAAGUAGUCUAGAUAGUUAAGUUGAUAUCAUGCUGGGCGAUGCUUUUGGACAUCGUGUUGAAUCCAGCGUGGAGAAUAAAGCAGUGAAGAUAAGCAGAUCCAAGCAAGCGCUCUUGAAGAAGAGAGGACGAAACGUUCACAAUAAACCCAACAAAGCAUCAGGAAACAUCAACAAAAGCAGUUUUAAACCUCCAUUAACCACCCAUGAAGAGCUCAAACCAGCUCAGUCUAAACCAGCCACGAAUAAACAGCAGCUGAAGUUAACCACUGAAAGUGUUGAACGAGGAAUCCAGCCCAGCAGACCGUCUGUCAACAGCUCGAGCCGUCUUGAGAAAACCACCAACAACUUAAACAAACGGCGACAGUGGAGCAAGCAAAGAAACGCAUCAGACGACACUCAACUUCCCAAAAGACAGGAGACCCCCACACACAUGGGGAAGAGCACGGCUGAGGACCUCAGGAGGGUGAGCGUUUGCCCUCCUGAGCUCUCGUCGGAGGCAGAGAAGACGUACGCUGGAGCGAAGUUCAGCGAGCCGCCCUCGCCCAGCGUCCUCCCCAAACCGCCCAGCCACUGGGUGGGAGAAGGUGCUCUUCAGCAAACAGCCGUACAGCAGCACUGCAGCAAAGAGCAGAUGUCUGUGCACCUCAAAACCCUGCUGAAGGUCCGAGCAGAGCCCUGAGCUCAUAAUUGGACACUUCAGAAAAUAAUACGGACUGGUAACAUCCCGUUCAAGAACUAUUGAACUUUGCAGUUUUUUAGGAAAGCUAAUGUGAGUUAAAGAGAUAGUUCAGCCCAAAAUGAAAUUAUUUACUUGGGCUGGGAAAAAU
Molecule: messenger RNA, 1039 nt
Organism: Sinocyclocheilus rhinocerous
Lineage: Eukaryota; Metazoa; Chordata; Actinopteri; Cypriniformes; Cyprinidae
Product: proline-rich nuclear receptor coactivator 2-like
Exons: 2
Coding region: 241-891 (216 amino acids)
Source: RefSeq, a predicted model, not a curated record